AACCUUUAGUUAGUAGAUGUGUUAUCGGCGGAGCUUCUUGUUUGGUGCACACAUGUGGGAUUUGGAUUUGUCACACACGCAUAGCUAAAUUCUGUAAAUAUAUUUGAAAAUCCAACACUUCAAGCAAAAGUAGUUAAUAGAAUCUAUCACAUUUAUAUUUUCCUUAAGCGCUGCACACUCGAUAGGUGAUAGUUUUUUGUUUUUGAAAGAACACAACUAGUGCAUUUGUGUUAUCAGGAGAUUAAAACCUCAAUUAUGGCAAAGGAAUCAACUGAAACAGAAAUAACCAGAAUACUGGAAAACGAGAAAAACCCGGACGGCCAGAGUGAAGAGGACCCCAAAACAACAGUCCAAAAUACUGACACUCCUGCCAAUGCUAAAAAACACAAGAAGAAGAAAAAGAAAACAGGUGAUGGAAAAGAUAAUCCACAGAAAGGGGUAAAAAGCAAUGAGGGAACACCCAAACAAGAGACCACAGAACUGACUCCUGAUGAGCAGCUGAGGCAGGAGUUGGAUUGGUGCAUCGAACAGCUCGAGCUCGGCUUGAGAACUCAAAAAACCACCAGCAAACAACGGGAAGAAGCAAGCCGCGCUCUGAAGACGUUACACAGCUCCAAAGCUCCCUUGGUGAAGAAGAGGCAGGUAAUGCGAGCGGUCUCUGGAGACUACAGGAAGAAGAUGGAAGAGGAAAGAGCCAAGCAGUUCAAACUCAUACAGUCAGCAGUGACCUCCGCCCGGGUCACCAGUGUCUCUGAGUGCAAACCAGUGUUUCACCGGCGAGCUGAGAGACACACACACCCCAAAAACCAAAGAGACGGAUCUCAGGAGACACACACACUGCAAGAGCCCCAGGAGACCAAUGAACACACAAAGACUGCUGGAGACACAAAACCUUUUGUUUUCACUAAAACACAUGAGGAGUUUUGCUUUAACUUCAACGUAUGAUCUGAAACUGUAACAUCAGCCAACAGGAUUUGUGCCUAAAGUAGAUGCAUGGUCAGAUAUCAUGUUUCUCUGUUGCAUAAUAUUUCGAUAUGUUCUCUAUGCAUUUUUUUAAGCAUACAUUUUUUUUUUUUUUUUUUAAAUGUAAUGUUCAUAGAGAACACUUAAGUAAAAAUUCAAAAUAAAUGAAUUAUGCCCAAAA
Carassius gibelio (silver crucian carp) is the source of this 1144-nucleotide messenger RNA. It is a transcript of the gene cb24h8orf33, whose product is annotated as chromosome B24 C8orf33 homolog. Bases 256 to 945 code for a protein of 229 amino acids. Lineage: Eukaryota; Metazoa; Chordata; Actinopteri; Cypriniformes; Cyprinidae. The record is from RefSeq and is a predicted model, not a curated record. The transcript has 5 exons.